Temnothorax curvispinosus is the source of this 2545-nucleotide messenger RNA. It is a transcript of the gene PlexA, whose product is annotated as plexin-B-like. NCBI's taxonomy places the organism in Eukaryota, Metazoa, Arthropoda, Insecta, Hymenoptera, Formicidae. The annotation marks the transcript as partial. The record is from RefSeq and is a predicted model, not a curated record. Gene Ontology annotation, cellular component: semaphorin receptor complex. Gene Ontology annotation, biological process: regulation of GTPase activity; sensory neuron axon guidance; regulation of cell migration. The transcript is spliced from 4 exons. Gene Ontology annotation, molecular function: protein binding; semaphorin receptor activity.
CACAGUCCGGGUCAGUUCGUCGAACGAUCGUCGCUCCGUGCGGGAGGACGCGUGCGCGAGAGUGUGCCGCUGUGUGAUCACGUGAGAGCAGUGCGGAGGAGAGCAGUUCGAUACCUCGAGUUGAGUUUUCGGUGGUGACUAACCCGCGUCCCGCGCGUCCGCGUUGCGUCUCGCGUUGCGUCGUCGUCGUCGUGGUGCCGUACUCGCGCGGGGAGGCACGGGGCCUCCCGUUUGGAAACAAGUGAAUAAGUGAAAUAUAAUAAUCAUCCACCGGCGGGGCGGAUAUCGCGGGGGUUCAGUGGCGUGCCGAGGGAUAAUGUGCAGGCGUGUCGGCGACGUGCGGGCCGCCGUCGAAGUUCCACGGAGAGACACGAAAGCCGCCGACGGGCGCCAACACGCGUGACAGGUCUGGGAGAAGCUCAAGGAAGAAGCCACCUCCGCCACAAUCGCCGGACAGCGCGGAAGAGGAGGAGGAGGGGGCGGGGGAGGAGGCGGCGGAGGAGGUGGAAGAGGAGGGGGUGGUGGUGGUGGAGGCGCGACGGAGUCCGUAGUGUGGAAAUAGGUAGAAUAGGCAAUGUUGUCAGUCUUCCCGACAACGACGACGGGGACUAUGAGGGUGGCGCGGUCGGUGGUAUCGCGGCCGCGCCGACGAUGUUGGUGUCGCCCGCCGCUGCUGCUGAUUCUGAUCCUCACGCUGUCGCUAUCGUUGCCGAUAGCGGUGCGCACGUCGCCGGCUGACAUAGUCCAGAAAUUCCACGAUCCGGAGGUGGAGCGUAUGAACCAUCUGGUAGUGGACAAGAACACCGGCCGGGUGUACGUAGGCGCGGUUAAUCGUCUCUAUCAGCUGUCGCCGGACUUGCUGCUCGUCGUAAAGGAGGUCACCGGACCGAAGGGCGACUCCACCGCGUGCUCGAUGCUAGACUGCCCCCGUGAGGCGCAAAAGCGGCCGGUCGACAACGUGAACAAGGCCCUGGUGAUCGAUUACACCACCACGCGGCUCAUCUCGUGCGGCAGCCUGUUCCAGGGCAUGUGCACGGUGCGCAAUCUGCACAACAUAUCGGACGUGGUGCAGGAAGUGAAGGAGGCGGUGGUGGCGAACAACGCCACCGCCUCGACGGUAGCGUUUAUCGCGCCCGGCCCGCCAAAUCCACCGGUCUCCCAGGUCAUGUACGUCGGCGUGACCUUCACCGGCAAUUCGCCCUACCGUUCGGAAGUGCCGGCGGUGAGCUCGCGUUCCCUCGACAAGGACAAGAUGCUCAACAUCGCGGAAGCAGCGGUCACGACCGGUACACGCAUGUACGUUAACUCUCUGUCGCGAGAACGUUACCCCAUCAACUACAUCUACGGCUUUAGCAGCGGCGGGUUCAGUUAUUUCCUCACCACGCAGAUGAAAAACACAGAGACGCCGAUCUAUCUGUCGAAACUGGUCCGCGUAUGCCAGGACGACGAGCAUUAUUACUCGUACACUGAGAUACCGAUUAACUGCACCAGCGACGAGCGUACCUACAACCUGGUGCAAGCCGCCUACGUUGGCAAGGCCGGCUCGGUGCUCGCCGGUGACCUGGGCAUCACCGCUCAGGACGAUGUGCUAUUCGCCGUGUUCGCCGAGAGCGACGGGCCCAACAGUGACGUGCCGCGACAACGCUCGGGUCUGUGCGUGUAUUCGCUCAAGGCGAUCCGCCGCAAGUUCAUGAGCAAUAUACAGAGAUGCUUCAGCGGCGAGGGACAGCGGGGCCUGGAGUUCAUCUCGCCGAGCCACAAAUGCAUAUCAACGAAACUGCAAACGAUCGGCGAAGAUUUCUGCGGCCUCGACGUAAACACGCCUUUGGGCGGCGAGGAGCCGAUGGGUGCGACUGCAGUUUUGACAUUCGAAACUCACCUGACGGCUGUGGCGGCCACUUCAACCGGCGAUUACACCGUAGUUUUCGUAGGCACCAAUAAAGGACACCUCAAAAAGGUUGUGGUGGAAAGCUCGACGCUGGCGCUGGAGUACGGCGAUCUCGAGAUCGACCCCGGUUCACCGGUGAAUCCGGAUCUGCUAUUCGAUUCGCAGCUGAUGCAUCUUUACGUGCUGACAGAGAAGAAAGUCUCGAAGGUCAAGGUGCAGGAGUGUUCGGUCUACAAGACCUGCUGGGACUGCCUCGGGGCGAAGGAUCCGUAUUGCGGCUGGUGCUCGUUGGAGAACAAGUGCAACUUGCGCAGUGACUGCCAGGACGCGGCCAAGGAUCCGCUUUACUGGAUCUCUUACAAGAGUGGUAGAUGCACGACGAUCACCACUGUCACGCCGGACCAACUGCAGCGCACCACCGCCAGGACUCUCGAGCUCGUCAUCGAUAACUUGCCGACCCUUAAUGGGCAGUUUUUGUGCGCAUUCUCUGCCCUCGACAAGACAUUGAUUACGAAUGCCUCGCGGAAGUCCUACGGCGUGAACUGCACCACACCGCGUACCGAUUUACUGCCGUCGAUACCGCCGGGCCGGCACCAUUUCACGGCCAAACUGUCCGUACGGAUGACAAACGGCCCCGAUUUGGUGGCGACGAAUUUC